Molecule: messenger RNA, 1244 nt
Organism: Drosophila montana
Lineage: Eukaryota; Metazoa; Arthropoda; Insecta; Diptera; Drosophilidae
Product: E3 ubiquitin-protein ligase NRDP1-like
Exons: 1
Coding region: 179-1183 (334 amino acids)
Biological process (GO): protein ubiquitination
Molecular function (GO): ubiquitin protein ligase activity
Source: RefSeq, a predicted model, not a curated record
UUUUAUUUGAAAUAAAAGCAAAAUUUAAGUGUACCUACUGUGGCAUUAGUUUCACAUUUUGAAUCGAAAUUUAUGAAAAAUCGUAUAUUUCUAUCUGCAACAUCCAGCAUAAGGGCAAGUGGCACCUGUUUCAGCACAAAGUUUUAUAAACCCCAUACUUACACUUACGUACUUAACCAUGGGCUACGAUCUGGCGCUAAUCGUUGGCCAUGUCGAUGAGGAGCUCCUCUGUCCCAUUUGUGCGGAUGUGUUGGAGGAGCCCAUGCAGUCGUCCAGCUGUGAGCACGCCUUCUGCCGCUACUGCAUUGAGAAGUGGAUGCAGGAGAAGCAAAUCUGUCCGGUGGAUCGCUCCGAUUUACUGCCCAUCCAUUUGGUGCCCGUCUCACGUCUCAUGCGGAACAUGCUUGGACGCUUGAAGAUCAAGUGUUGCUUCGCAGAGAAUGGCUGCACAGCACUGAUGCCUUUAGAGGAAUACCGCAACCAUGUGGCCCACUGCCAGAACAAUCCAAAGGUAGUCGUCAUGUGCACCAAAGGCUGUGGCAUGAGGGUGCCCAAGGAUGAGCUGAGCAGACACAACUGUGUCUUCGAACUGCGCCAACAGCUGCAGGACCAUAUCAAUGCGAUUCCCGAGCUGCGCGACAUGCAGGCACACCAGGAGCGGCGGCUGGGUGAGCACAGGCGCGAGCUGGAACUGCUGCAGUAUUAUAUAGCGACACUGCGCGCCACAAAUCCUGUCAUCCGUACUGUAGGUGACCAGCUGGAUCGGUAUGCGCUGAUGCGCUGGGGUCGUGGCCUGCCGCUGGCCUCGGUGCGCACUUGGGGCAGCCUCAUCUCUACGCCGGACAUGCCGAUGCGCUUGAUGGUUCGCGAGGGUCUGCGCGCCAGCGGUUGCCCCAUGCAUUUAAUGGAGAUACUGCUGGAUUGCUGCCACGAGGAUAGCUGGCCAGAGGGACUGACUACGCUAGAGAUGCGGCGCAUGAAUCUGCAUCGGUUGGCGCAGUAUGUGACACGGCUGCUGCCAAUUGUGAUCACCGGGAAGCCGUGCGUGGUCAUUUUGGGCGGAGACAAUGCCCACAUGCCCGAGAAUCUGCGUCCGGUGCUGGGUGUAAUUAUGAUAUUUGUUGAUGGCGUCGAUGAGACGCAUCCGGAGCCAGCACCAUUGCCAGAUAGUGAUUACCUUUAAGUGCAAAUUAUACACGUUUACUCUUGUUUGAUCGGUCCAAAUUAUACAUAAAUUACACAGA